Messenger RNA from Malassezia japonica, 1239 nucleotides. RefSeq names its product uroporphyrinogen decarboxylase (gene HEM12). Bases 1 to 1239 code for a protein of 412 amino acids. Gene Ontology annotation, cellular component: cytosol. The transcript has a single exon. Lineage: Eukaryota; Fungi; Basidiomycota; Malasseziomycetes; Malasseziales; Malasseziaceae. The record is from RefSeq and is a predicted model, not a curated record. Gene Ontology annotation, biological process: heme biosynthetic process. Gene Ontology annotation, molecular function: uroporphyrinogen decarboxylase activity.
AUGGCGCCCAAAAUUCCAGGGAUGGCCUCCCUGCAGAACUUUACGACCAAGACGCCCUCGAAGAAGAUGCAGUGUGGCGACAUCACCGAUGGUCUGAAGAACGAUCUGAUUAUCCGUGCCGCGCGUGGUGAAAAGACGGAGCGCACGCCGGUGUGGGUCAUGCGCCAAGCCGGGCGCUACCUGCCCGAGUUCCGCAAGCUGCGUGAGGAGCACGAAUUCUUCGAGUGCUGCCGCACGCCGGAGCUCGCGUCGGAAAUCACCAUCCAGCCGAUCCGCCGCUACGAAGGCCUGAUCGAUGCUGCGGUGAUUUUCUCCGAUAUCCUCGUGGUGCCGCAGGCGAUGGGCCUCGAGGUCGAGAUGGUCCCUGGCAAGGGCCCCAGCUUCCCCAACCCCCUAGUCUCGCCCAAGGACUUUGACCGUCUGAAGAAGGUCGACGUGCACCGCGAUCUCGGCUACGUGAUGGAGGCGAUCAAGCUUACGCGCCACAAGCUCAACGGACGCGUGCCCGUCAUUGGCUUCUGCGGUGCCCCGUGGACGCUCAUGGCAUACAUGAUCGAGGGCGGCGGCUCCAAGUCGUGGGACAAGGCGAAAAAGUGGCUGUUUGACCACCCCAACGAGAGCAAGGUGCUGCUCGAGCGCAUCGCCUCGGUCUGUGCCCAGUUCCUUGUCGCGCAGAUCCAGGCCGGCGCGCAGCUCAUCCAGGUCUUUGAUUCGUGGGCCGGCGAACUGACGCCGGCGGACUUCCGCACCUUUGCGCUGCCCUACCUCAAGUCGAUCGCCGUGGAAGUGCGCGACACGCUUGCGUGCACCUCGACGUGCGCCCCCCCGAUGAUCGUCUUUGCGAAAGGCGCGCUUGGCCACUCGAUGAACGAGCUGAUCAAGUCGGGCUACGACGUGAUCGGCCUCGACCACACCGUCGAGCCGAUCACCGCACGCAAGGCCGUCGAGGACUGCCUGCUGACCUCGGGCAAGUUUGCCGCGUCGGCGGGCAACCGCGAAGCGGGCCACCGCAUCGCGCUGCAAGGCAACCUCGACCCUGCGGUGCUCUACGCAUCACCCGCCGUAAUCGAGGAGCGCGUCGAGCGCAUGCUGCGCGGCAAGUCGGGCUUUGGCGGAUCGGGUGCGCUGAUCUGCAACCUGGGCCACGGCAUCACGCCCGGCGUGGACCCCGAGAACCUCGGUGUGUUCCUCAAGGCUGUGCGCCGGAUCUCGAAGGAUAUCCAGGCGUCGGACUCGUAG